Nematostella vectensis (starlet sea anemone) is the source of this 2858-nucleotide messenger RNA. RefSeq names its product Down syndrome cell adhesion molecule homolog. Lineage: Eukaryota; Metazoa; Cnidaria; Anthozoa; Actiniaria; Edwardsiidae. The transcript is spliced from 7 exons. Gene Ontology annotation, molecular function: protein binding. Bases 253 to 2043 code for a protein of 596 amino acids. The record is from RefSeq and is a predicted model, not a curated record.
UUAGUAAUAGUCGCAAUACCAGAAUCCCUCAAACAUCGAUUAGACCUAAUUGGAUACCUUGUGGCCAAUCGAGUCUUUGCAAAUAGUCACAUGACUCAUUUGGACCAAUCAAAACCGUUGAUUUGUUACUUUAAACUAAGCGUUAACCUUCUUAGAUAUGACAACCGAACUUUUGUCUAAUGUCAAACAAACGUCAAAGGUUCAAUCAGGUGUAACAACUGAAGUUGCUAAAAUAAUGAUUUUUGUACUGCGAUGAUUGCAUUCACACCAAGUCCAAAGACCCUCCAAAUGUUUUGGCUAAUUCUGAUUCACCUAGUUUGUAUUUCUGUGGAUGGUACGACCAUUCCGCCGAAUGCAACAUUCGAGCUACAGGACCAAGAGGUGUUUCUAGGAAGCAAUGCUGUGUUGGAAUGGAAGUUGCCACCUUCGAUUAUAUCAAGCAUCGAAAUUAUCAAGUUCGGUUUGGUUUCUCGAAUCGGGGCUUACGGAGAGCGACUAGAGGCGAUUUUUGUCAAGAUUUUCCCAUCAGGAAAUGUUAUAUGGAACUAUAACCCAAACUCGAAAAUUGCAUCCUACAGAAACAGGACAACGGUGAUGAGAAAUGUUACCGCGGGACUAGUCAUUUCAAAUGUGCAACUCGCCGAUUCGUCAGAGUUUUAUUGCCUGGUUAAGUUCUCGGGUUCAAGAAAUACUAUGACAGAUUAUGUGUUUCUUCGGGUUGUUGAUCUCCAAAUCCUGAAAAGUACAUCCAGUAACGUGGUGUCCUCGUGGCAUAACAACAAAGUCCAACUGCUAUGUCACGUGAAGGUUGCACGGGACACAACGACAAAGUUUAUCUGGCGUAACCAAGCCAUUGGCAACUCCGUCAGCCAAUUCCCUCAACGUGAUGACCAAGUGACCAGUGUGCUUACUGUACACACGUACGAUGACGCGGACUUUGGACCGUAUGUCUGUGUUGCCAUGACGCCCAAUACCAACCAGACGCACGUGGUUCACAUCAAAAGAUUGCAUAAACCAUCAGCACCUGGGAACGUAACUCGACAGCGCCUGCUCCGACCCAGCGCCAACUGCUCCGUGCAGACAUCCGUCACGUGGAUGCCCCCCCUGGACAAUGGAGGUUCCCCAGUCACUCAGUAUGACGUACAGUUCAAGCCCUUUGGGGAGGGGUGGUGGGAGGCGGAGACUGCGGUGGUCAGUACACCGUACAUCCACAUGUGCAGGCCGCGCGACCAAGGGAGGAAUGGGCUCGAGAUGAGGGUGAUGGCAAGGAAUGUGGUUGGACAAGGAGAGCCUUCAGAGGUCUUCAUUGUCACGUUUUGGGGUGAGCCUACACCACCAAGAAACCUCGCCUAUCGACUGGUUCGAAACGAUGGCUAUCCCUAUAUCCGGGUCACGUGGGACUAUCCCUAUGACGACGGUGGCGUCAGCGUGAAUGGCUACAAGGUGGAGUACAAGGCUACCGGGGCAGCCUGGGCAAGAGCCAUACAGACAGGCACAUUUGCAAAAGAAGUGCGACUAGAGAAGAAAUCCAAUUUGAAGGAGUACGAGAUACGAGUGAUCGCGUACAAUGGAGUUGGUCCGAGUAAGCCUUCUGAAGUCCUCAAGGCGGCAUUUGCAGAGAAACCAUCCAGACCACUUAACGUGGGCAUUAGCGCAACCGCACUCAACACGAAUCACGGGCCCCAUAUACAAAUCCGCUGGGAUUCGCCGCUAGAUAACGGCGGCUCACCUAUCACAGAAUACAUGGUGGAAUACAAGGAGGAGGUUCAAACGAACUGGAGCCAAGGUCGCUACGUGGAAGUCGACCGCAACGAGUUCAUCCUGACAGGGAUUGAUAGAAAUAUGAAAUACGACAUUAGGGUGUCUGCUAGAAAUAGCAUGGGUUAUGGUCCUCCUUCUAAAGUGGUCAGCGUAAAAUACACUGAAGAGGUUUUCAGCGCACAGACCAGAUCAUGUGCUUCAUACUUCACGCUGAAUAUCGCGUGCAGACUGGCACUAGCUGGCGCAUGGGCAGUGUUGAUGUUGAAUACCAUGACGUUAUAAGAAAGACGUCCAGGUUCAGAGCCUCGCAGGAUCUAUGGAAUGUAGAGUCAAGCCAAUUCACAAGAAAAGUGUGCAUCUCCCAGGAGUAAUAGUUUACGGACACACACGCACGCACACACAUACACAAAAAAAAAAACACUUCAAAUCCUGUGUUCUAGCUAAAGAAAAUGUACCAAAGUUGGCAUAGGGCCUAAUUUUCUUUCAAAUAUUUAUGUUAGCACAGGCAGAAUGAUAGCCUCCUACGCGCCGCUCAUAGGGACUGCGCUUCCCUAGGCCCCACAGGGUGCGGCAUUCUAACAUGGGUUUUGAUUGGUUGUUCGCAAACAAUCUCUCGAGCGUGAGAGAUAAUGGCUAAUUCGUUUUUCCGCUCUGUCGAGCAGGCGCUCAUUGGGCCCAGGGAAGCGCAGUCUCUAAGAGCGGCGCGUUGGAGGCUAGCAGAAUGAUUACUGCUGUCAAGUAAUCGAUACAAUGCAGGGGGGUGCGCAGGGUGCGCGCACCCCACCCCCCCCCCUUUGCUGCCAAAGAAGUGGGUCAUUUCUAAUUAAGGAAUCUUCAAAUACUAUGCUUUUCCAUAUGAGACCUAUGACUGCGCACCCCCCCUCAGCCAAUCCUGGUCACGGAACGAGCUGGUCGACUGAAGAAUUGAUUCUGACAGUCUUUGAUCAUGCAUUAGGUACAAUAUCACUAACACCUACAAUGUUCUCAAAAUAUAUGCUAGCUACAAACAUUUACAAAGUGAAGGGUUAUACUGAUAUAAUUCUAUUUGUAUAUUACAUAAAUCUAUAAUGGUGAUUAAACAUGACAUAUUGAUCAAA